AUGGCCGAUCCAUUAUGCAAGUCCUGUAAUACGGCUAUCACAGCUCGUUCCAAAAGUGUUAAGUGUGAUGGUUUUUGUGAAAACGUUUUUCAUGCAGCAUGCCAGGGGCUGUCAGCUGAUGUGAUAAAAAACAUUGAAAAGGUCAAUGGUUUACUAUGGAAAUGUCAGUCAUGCUGUACUUACUCCAAUGAGGUAAAGCAACUUCUAGACGUCAAACUUGCAAGUCUAUCUGAAAAUAUUCAACUUCUAUUUUCUACUUUCCGUACGGAGUUUAUGGAAAUGGCUGCAAAAAGGGGUAAUCUACCAGAACCUGGGCCUUCCGGUAUCAAGAAAUCUUAUUCGUCGGUAGCUAAGGGUAAAUCUGCAAUCAUCAUUCAACCGAAAGAUACCACCCAAGCUGUGCAAACUACCAAAUCAGAUUUACUUCAAUAUGUUGAUCCAGUUUCCGAAAACUUACAUAUAUCUGGAGUGAAGAAUAUAUGGAAUGGUGGCAUGCUGGUAGGCUGUUCGUCUGAUGAUGACAGUCGGAAGUUGAGGCAGAUAGCUGUCGAAAAAUUGGCUGAUAAAUAUGAAAUUAAAGAGGUAUCCAGCUUUCAUCCUAGAGUGCGUAUCGCAGGCAUGACUUGUAAACUGUCUGAAGGUGAUGUUAUCAAGUCCAUUCGUGCACAGAAUAAGGAAGCGUUUACUGAACAUUCUCAAUGUAAGGUGGUUGAAAUCAAGCCCAUCAAAAAACGGAAUGACAUUUAUCAAGCUGUUAUUAAUCUUGAUAUGGAUACAUACAAUAAGGUUUUGUCUGUGUGUAGCGAUUUGGAAAACGUAGGAGUACGAGGAGGACUAGCCAGUGGGGUGAUGUCAGGAGGGAAUGGAUUUCUAAUUAAAUGGAGUGAACUGCAAGAUGGAUAUAGAGUGCGCUAUCCAUACGGAUUGAGUUAUGAAGGAAGUGUGAGAAAUGCAUAUGUAGAAUGGAGCGUGUGUCAAGAAAGCUAUGCGAGGGGUGUAGAAUGGAGCGAAGAACGUUGUCAGCAGUAUUACUACAUUGGUACGAGUAUGAUGGGCUCCAUAGUAUGUGAAAGGUGCAUCAUAGGAGCAAAGUAUGCUCUAUUUAGUAUCUACGAUGAUGGAUAUGUUAAUAAGAUGCACAUACAUAGUAAGCACCUAGCAAAGUGCUUGUAUUGUGAAAGAAGAAUAGCAUCGAGCAGUGUACGUCAGUGUGACAACAGUCCGUUGGGAGCGAAGCAGCUAUAUAGUUGCCUAAGAAGGAAGGUGUCGAAGUCAUAG
Molecule: messenger RNA, 1278 nt
Organism: Acanthoscelides obtectus
Lineage: Eukaryota; Metazoa; Arthropoda; Insecta; Coleoptera; Chrysomelidae
Source: the annotation of a GenBank genome assembly